This is a messenger RNA of Aspergillus homomorphus CBS 101889, 1233 nucleotides long. RefSeq names its product F1F0 ATP synthase subunit g. Bases 372 to 950 code for a protein of 192 amino acids. NCBI's taxonomy places the organism in Eukaryota, Fungi, Ascomycota, Eurotiomycetes, Eurotiales, Aspergillaceae. Gene Ontology annotation, biological process: proton motive force-driven ATP synthesis. Gene Ontology annotation, molecular function: proton transmembrane transporter activity. The transcript has 3 exons. The record is from RefSeq and is a predicted model, not a curated record.
GACAAAUUGAGCCUGAAUUCUAUUCAGCUUUCGUAGGCAAGAUUAAAUUCGAAUUUUUGGAAUCGUGACGCACCAAGCAUCAGCAACACUGGUCAAAAACCCACGAUGAUCAAACCAUCGGGGAAGGGAAACAAGUUGAAGGCUGCUUAUAAACAAGGCAUGGGAAGUGAUGGAUCACGUGGUGCGGGAGUGGAGGCUCUUCCCUGAACUUCCCGAACUUCAAAUCUCAGAUUCUGGUCCUGCAAUUGCGCGACGAUCUAACGUCUCCGGCUCUUGACCACCCCGCCAUUGGACCCUUUUGUCCUCCAUCUCGCGACUUUCAUCAGUCACUCUCUCCAUUUCUCGCUUUUCCUCUUCCAAGGGUCCUCAAGAUGUCCGCUCCGGCGUCCCGUGCCGUCCUCCGGCAAUCGCAGUUCCUGGCUCGCAGGACCGCAGUCAGACACGCCUCUUCCACCUCAGAAGCCGCUUCCAAGGCUGGUGAGGCUGCUUCCUCGACUGCCUCCAAGGCCUCUGAGGGCCUGUCUCGUGUUCAAUCCUCGGCUGGUCCCGCCAUCUCCAACGCCGCUCAGGGUCUCGGUAACGCCCUGCGGAAGGUUGGUGGAAGAACCGGAAAGGUCAUCUCUUUUGUCGAAACCAUGAUACCCCCUACCGUCUACUACAGCAAAGUCGGUCUCGAGCUCGCCAAGCUGGUCUUCCGUGGACAGAACAUGACCCCCCCGAACGUUGCCACCUUCCAGGCCUACCUCGAGCCCCUGAUCCGCAACCCCAUGAACUCCGCUUUCGCCCCCUCGAACAUUGUGGCCCGGAUCCGCAGCGCCAACAAGAAGGAGCUCGCCCUGGCUGGUGUCACCGCCGCGGAGGUGAUCGGCUUCUUCACCGUCGGUGAGAUGAUCGGUCGGAUGAACAUCGUCGGCUACCGGGGAGAGCCUCAGCACGCCGGACACCAUUAGAUAAAUACCACGCAGUUGUGCCUUAGCCUGUCUUCCCUUCCCUUUACAAAUCCUCCCCCGUUUCCUUUGUUGCGCUGUACUAUUGUAUGAUAGACGAUGGAAUUCAACUGUUGUCUGAGGUAACUGAGUGUACUUUUUCUUCAGUGGAACAUGUUUUGCUUUUGUUUCCCCCUUCCAAAAGCGGUUGGCCGGGUGUUUGAUCAUCAAAAAGCCUUUUUGGAAGUGUGUGCGUCCGGUUAGAAGAUAGACUUGUUCCACCUGUGCUUGAACGUUUUUAUUCCUU